Molecule: messenger RNA, 1493 nt
Organism: Salvelinus namaycush (lake trout)
Lineage: Eukaryota; Metazoa; Chordata; Actinopteri; Salmoniformes; Salmonidae
Gene: abcd4
Product: ATP-binding cassette, sub-family D (ALD), member 4
Exons: 13
Coding region: 1-1107 (368 amino acids)
Biological process (GO): fatty acid beta-oxidation; peroxisome organization; long-chain fatty acid import into peroxisome
Cellular component (GO): peroxisomal membrane
Molecular function (GO): ABC-type transporter activity; ATP hydrolysis activity; ATP binding
Source: RefSeq, a predicted model, not a curated record
AUGAACCAGGCUGCUGGUAAGGUGGAACACAUGAGGACAGACAGGAGACUGCAGACGCUGCUGCGCUGCCAGAAGAGUCUGAUGAACAAAGAACUCUGGCUAUACAUUGGAGUGAACACCUUUGACUACCUGGGUGGUAUCCUCAGCUACAUCAUUAUCUCCAUCCCCAUCUUUUCUGGUGUUUAUAACAACCUCAGUCCAGGGGAGCUCAGUGCCCUCAUCAGUAAGAAUGCCUUUGUAUGUAUCUACCUGAUAAGCUGCUUUAGUCAGCUAAUAGACCUGUCCACCACUCUGUCAGACGUGGCUGGAUACACCCACAGGAUAGGAGAGCUGAGGGAAGUAAUGGAUGAUAUCUUGAGGACACAUUGUGACUACGACCCUGCAUCAGGAGAUUCCUACGACUUUGACAGUGACAAGGUCCACAGUGGUCCAGCAGACACAGCCUUCAUCCUGGACUGUGUGUCUUACAAGAGUCCCUUCUCUGAGGAGCUGCUGGUUGAAGAGCUGAGUAUCAAGAUCAGCCAGGGCUCCAAUCUGCUGGUGGUGGGAAACACAGGCACUGGGAAGACCUCCCUACUGAGGGUCCUGAACCGCCUGUGGGAGGCCGACAGCGGCUAUGUCCAGAUGACGACGUGUUUCGGUCCCAGGGGAAUCCUCUUUCUGCCUCAGAAACCCUACCUGACAGACGGAACGCUCAGAGAACAGGUGAUCUACCCUCUGAAGGAGAUCUACCCCGUAUCAGGGUCAGUGGACGAUGAGAGAAUUAUACAGUACCUGGAACUAGCUGGAGUGUCUAGUCUCCUGAAGAGGACGGGAGGACUGGAUGAGCCUGUAGACUGGAACUGGUAUGAUGUUCUGUCUCCGGGGGAGAUGCAGAGGCUUUGCUUCGCCCGCCUCUUCUACCUGCAGCCUAAAUACGCAGUGUUGGACGAGGCGACCAGUGCCCUGACAGAGGAGGCAGAGGGGCAGAUGUACCGAGGUUGUAAGCAGCUGGGAAUGACCCUGGUCAGCCUGGGACACCGCAGAAGCCUAGAGAAGUACCAUGACGUCUCGUUGAAACUGUGUGGAGAGGGACGCUGGGAGCUGACCAAACUUAAAGAGAAGUGAUGCUUGAAACAAUGACUGGCCACAACCCAACCAAAACACAACCAAAAUGUAACUGACAAUCACUUAACCAAAACCAGUGUUAAUUUUGGCACUCUUUUACAUUUAGUCUAGUCCUAGUCAUUUUGACUAAAAUAUAAUUAAGUCUUGGUCACCAUUUUUGUCAUUUGAAUAAAUACAUUAGUCUCGUCAAAAUGACAAACAUUGAUCCAUUUUAGUCAACUAAAUGCCUUUUUCAUUUUAGUCAUAUUUUAGUCACGUCACAUUUGUAUUGCCUCAACCUAUAGUAAAUAUACAAUGCCUUCAGAAAGUAUUCACACACCUUGACUUUUUCCACAUUUUGUUGUGUUACAGCCUGAAUUUAACAUGGAUUAAAUGUAGAUUUUCUU